AUGGCGAUUCAAGAGAACGGUGGAAGUCUGCCACGUAAGCCAAGUGUCCGCUUCGAACUUAAUGCCACAGAAGAAACAGAUCCGGUGAGUUCUUGCAUUUUUAAAGUGAUGUUUAUGACAUAUGGAUUAAAAUGGCAUUAAAAUUUUUUUUGAAAAAUUGAAUUUUUUUGUUUUGCAUAGUAUCAUACUUACUUUCUAAUCUUUUAGGUACAAUCCCCAGUGAAAGAAGCCCCAAACGCCACUCCCAACAUUCCAAAAUCUCCAAAUUGUUGUAGAAAACUCUCAGGCUCAUCAACACCAACCAAAUUCGCUGAUCCAUCAAAAAUCAACCUCUCCUUCGCUGGAUGUGGCUUUCUAUGUGUAUAUCAUGCUGGAGUUUGUGCUGCCAUCAAAGAAUAUGCUCCACAACUAUCUAAAAACAAAGUCUAUGGAGCGUCGGCUGGAGCUAUUGUUGGUGCCGGAGUCAUUUGCAAUGUCUGUGUAUCAGCAGCGACCAGUAUGAUGCUACAAGCAGCUUCAGAAGCACAACGUGGCACGCUGAAGACGUUGAAUCCAAACUUUGAUCUCAGCGGAAUCGUACGAAAAGGAUUGGAGCUGAACUUGCCUCCAGAUGCGCAUGUUCAAUGUACUGGAAGAUUGUUCAUCAGCUUGACCAGAGUAUCCGACUAUAAGAAUGUGAUGGUAUCAGAGUAUGCGACCAGAGACGAGUUGAUCCAAGCCAUCGUAUGUUCCAGCUUUAUUCCAAUCAUUUCCGGAGUGCGACCACCAAAGUUCAGAGGAGUUGAGUACGUGGAUGGAGGGUUAAGCAACAACCAACCAAUUGGCGAUGAAUAUACUCUAACAGUAUCUCCUUUUGCUGGUGAACAUGAUAUCUGCCCAUCAGACCGAGACUCAGCUUCAUUAUUGGGUAUCGACUUCAGCAACACCAAUAUCAGAAUGACAACAGGAAAUCUGUUCAGAAUGAUCACCUGCUUCUUUCCUCCAUCACUAGACAUCUGUUCCAAUAUCUGUCGUCAAGGCUUCCAAGACGCUCUAGUACUACUAACAAAGAAGGGCCUAGCACCAUGCGUGCGAUGCUUAACAAUCCAGAGUAAUGUGUUGCCGAUACCUGAAUAUAAGAACAGCUUUAUGUCUUCAAGAGUACGAACAGCGUCCAUCGUAUCGAAUCCAUCACGACUACGACUGGCGUCAGAAUGUGAAAAGUGUUACGAGAGCGAGUUCUACCCGGAAGAUGCUACUGCACUCUUUCCAAGUGUGCUACAGACAGCGUUUGGAGAAGCGAAGAAGGCCGAGAGUAGACUGUUUACCUACUUGAACUCGUUUAGAAUAUACAGAUACUCGAGGCGACUAAUGGCACCAGCUAUACUACCUUUUGAGUUGGCUAUGUAUACGGCUAAAACGUAAGGAUUAAAAUUUUGGAAUUUGAAAAAUUAAUUUUUAAUUUAAAAAACCAUUUCUGAGCUAAUUAAUAUUGUUUUAGAGUGCAAUCUUGGAUUUACCCAAAGAGUGCAGUCGAUUACUUUACUCAACGCCUACAAGCUACAGUAGAGCUGGUACAAAGCAUUCUGGAUGCAGCUCAAUCAUCCUCAAGUAUCAAAUCUCCACCAAGCUAUCGUAUCGGAUUGGCUGAAGUCGAAAGGCGACAAUCUUCGCUACCUAGUAGAAGACCUUCUAAAGUCCCUAAUGCUUAUGCUGCAGUAAGUUGGUUUGGGGUGUUUAGGGAUUAAUAGGGAUUUUCUAGAUUUUGUGUAUGAAAAUAGAGCUUUAGGUAUUAAAACGAGAUUUUUGUCAACUAACAAUGAUUAAUUCCUUUUAAAUUUCAGUUAGAAAACCGUGAAGGUGAACUCUACGACGAAGGCUCGGCCGACGAACUCGUUCGCUACAGCAAUGAACACGACGCAGUUCUCGCCUAUCACUACAUGGACGAGAAGAACCAGGUCCAAGUUUGCCAAAUCUACGACGUAAACAACCCGGACCUGCAACGCCCGUGUCACGGUAGCUGUAGCCGCCGAAACAGCACCAAUUCUCGACCACCACCAUCAAAUCCAAAACAAAUGUCAUCGGCCGGACAACGAAGAACACAUCAGAACUCACAGCCACCAGUUGUGGAGGAAGAAGAAGAUCUACGGUUUAUAGGUGGACAUGAUGAAGAUGAUAUUGAGCCGACGAUGGAGAUGGAGAGCUUGGAAGAGGUGCCAGAAUCUUCGAAAAGCCCGAUUAAUGGAGAGGAUUCGGGAUUGAGCUUGACUGAGGAUUCGAAUCAUCCUGAAUAUAACGUCAAGUAAGUUUGUAACAGCCUUUUAGGUAAUAAAUUUUGAAAAUUGAAAGAAAAUUUACAAUUUUAGGUAAUAAAUUUAAAAAAAAGUCAAAAUUCCAUCCGAAAUUUAAAGUUUCACCUCCCAAAACAUUUGAAUUUGACUCGUCUUUAUAGGUGGCUGGUUUCAGGAAACGAGACGCCUGCUGCUCGCCGAUCCGCCGCCAAGACCAACAACAACAAGCCCGCCACAACAACAACAACACCGGCGAUAAAGAAGCGCGAUCGUCGCUCAACGCGAAUCGCCCGUCUCGCGCGUCGCUUUUCGACGGCCGUUCUUCACAACUAAACGCGGAAUUGUAGGUUUUUCAGAAGUUUAGGUAAUAAAUUAUGGUUUUUUUGGAAUUUAGGUAACAUUUUUGGGUUUUUUAAGUUUAGGUAAUAUUUUCCGUUUUUUUUUGAAAAUUUGAUUGAAAAAAAUGGUAAAAAAAUAUUUUAAGUCACAAAACUUUACUAAAACCGAACAUUUAGGUAACCAAACUAAGGCUAAGCAUUAAAAAUCCAAAAAAACUAUUUUAGGUAACAAUAUAUUAAUGAAAAUAGCAUUUCAGAGCCCAAAGCGGAUCUCUAACCUCAUUACUCCGCCGACACACGAUGGGAACAGGUAUGAAACAGAAAUAUAAUCAGAAUCGUCACUCGAUGGGCUCAACCAAGUCCAUCAAUUCCGGACCGGCUGCUUAUCACUACUGGCCUCCAAUCUCGUCGGAUUCGGAACAAGACGGCAACGACACAUUUUUUAUACCAAUGAGAGCACGGUCAGCCAGUAGCAAUGCGUACGAUGGAGAGCCGGAGCAAAGCGAUUAG
Messenger RNA from Bursaphelenchus okinawaensis, 3118 nucleotides. The record is from the annotation of a GenBank genome assembly. Lineage: Eukaryota; Metazoa; Nematoda; Chromadorea; Rhabditida; Aphelenchoididae.